This is a messenger RNA of Megalops cyprinoides (Indo-Pacific tarpon), 1029 nucleotides long. RefSeq names its product ion channel TACAN-like. The record is from RefSeq and is a predicted model, not a curated record. Bases 1 to 1029 code for a protein of 342 amino acids. NCBI's taxonomy places the organism in Eukaryota, Metazoa, Chordata, Actinopteri, Elopiformes, Megalopidae. Gene Ontology annotation, cellular component: membrane. The transcript has 12 exons. Gene Ontology annotation, biological process: fat cell differentiation.
AUGGUUGAAAGUCCAAAUUUUGCAGAAUGCCUACAAGAGUGGGAAAGUCUGGAAAAAGAACACCAAAACAUCCAGGAAACUCACCGGCUGUACAGACAGAAGUUGGAGGAGGUGUCUAAGCUCCAGGAGGUCUGCUCGGCCUCCAUUUCACGUCAGAGAAAGAGAAUGAAGGACAUGUCCCUGGCUCUGAAAGGGUACAAACAAGAGAUGACUUCAGAUAAUCUGAAUACCAUUGAGGGAGUCCAGGGAUUUAUCAAAGAAAUGUCACAGGCUUUCUUUGAGAUGGAGGCUUUCCUUCCAAAGAAGAAUGGGCUGUAUCUCCGUCUUGUUUUGGGAAAUGUAGAUGUAACCCUACUCAGCAAGCAAUCCAAAUUUGCCUAUAAAGAUGAGUAUGAGAAAUUCAAGCUGUAUCUCACUGUAAUUCACCUACUCUUCUCUUUCACAUGCCAGUUUCUGGUAAGAUACAGAACUGUUGACACACUAUUUAACUUUCUGCUGGUGUGGUAUUAUGGCACCUUGACCAUCCGCGAGAGCAUUCUCAUCAACAAUGGCUCAAGGAUCAAGGGUUGGUGGGUGUUCCAUCACUACAUUGCCGCCUUCCAGUCAGGAGUGAUGCUAACAUGGCCCAAUGGCAAACUGUACCAGAUGUUCAGGAACCAAUUCCUGGCCUACUGUUCGUAUCAAAGCUUUGUGCACCUCCUCCAGUACUACUAUCAGAGUGGCUGUCUGUAUAGACUCAGAGCUCUCGGACAGAGACACAACAUGGACCUGACUGUGGAGGGGUUUCAGUCCUGGAUGUGGAGAGGCCUGACCUUCCUAUUGCCCUUCCUGUUCUUUGGACAUUUCUGGCAGUUGUACAAUGGACUGUGCCUCUACAGAAUGUCCCAGCUCCCAGAAUGUACAGAGUGGCAGGUGAUUAUGUGUGGAUCCUCCUUCUUGGUUCUGUUCAUGGGGAACUUCUUCACCACAGUCACUGUGGUCUAUCACAAGUUUAAGCACAACACCGAAGGAAAACCCAAGAGGCCUUGA